Galendromus occidentalis (western predatory mite) is the source of this 1764-nucleotide messenger RNA. Its product is annotated as 4-coumarate--CoA ligase-like 6. The record is from RefSeq and is a predicted model, not a curated record. The transcript has a single exon. NCBI's taxonomy places the organism in Eukaryota, Metazoa, Arthropoda, Arachnida, Mesostigmata, Phytoseiidae. The coding region runs from base 70 to 1629 and encodes 519 amino acids. Gene Ontology annotation, molecular function: CoA-ligase activity.
UAGCAUAUUUGGACGUCGACCGUCUGUGGAUGCUUACUCCCCUCAACCAUCUGUGCUCCCUGUGUCAAAAUGGCUUGGCGGGUGACCGCGGAAGGCGUUAUCAAGAGUACGAUGACGUUGCCAGUGGAGGAAAUCAUGUUCGGAGAUUUCCUAGACAGGCUCUUCAGGCGACAUUCGGACAGAGUCGCCAUGAUUGACACCGAGACGGGACAACAAUAUACCUACGGCGAUCUACUCCGUAUGGUCAAAAGCAUCGCAGCAGGGCUGCAGGCGCGAGGUGUCAAACCUCACGAUAUUGUUGUUCUCUGCGCGAGAACCUCUGUCAAAUCUUGUUGCUACCUCUUGGCUCUGCUGUUCUGUCAGGCCACAAUCUUGGCGACAAAGCCAUCGUAUUCUGCCUAUGAGUUAAAGGGGGUGCUCGAGAGAUUCUCAUCUACGAAACUCGUGCUCGGCGACGAAAGUUCAUGCCCGAAUCUCCUCCAGGCUACGGACGGGGCUCUCGUAUUGAACUUGGAGGAAAACUGGGAUUUGAGUCGAGCCGCCGACUUCAAGCACCCUGGCGUAGCUGAUCCCAAAUCAUCUGUGAUGUUCAUGUGCCUCACAUCUGGCUCAACGGGACCUUCGAAAGCGGUCUGCAUUAGUCACUUCAAUUCGAUUGGUAAUCUCACGCAAUGGAAGACGUCUUUCAGCCGGCUAGUGAUGUGCAACCCGAUUUCGCACCUCAGCGGCGCCAUCUGUUUCUAUCUGACGAUCGGAAAUGCAGAAACCGUCUUCAUGGCACCGGAGAACCUCACCGACGACGUAGAAAAGUACCUGGACGUCUGCGACAAGUAUGGAAUUGAAACCGGUCUGACGCUGCCAGCGCAUUUCACGAAUUUGACGAAAUUCGGUCGAAGCAACAAGUUGGACUCCGUGAAGCACUUCCUCACGGGCGGCUCCACCAUACCUCAGUCUUUGAUCGACGAAUUCCGUUCGCUCUAUCCCCAUAUAUUUGUGGAAGUCGUUUACGGCUCGUCGGAGGCCGGGAUCAAUCUCAGAUCUGUCGAUCAGGAGAAUAUUCUGCACCUCGCCGUCAUCACGAACAUCGAAGUAAAGAUUGUCGAUAUCGACACUGAUGAAAUCCUCGGUCCGAACCAGAACGGCAUGCUCUAUUGCAGAUCACCCUCGGUAGCCCUGGGGUACUACAACAAUGAGGAAGCCACGAAAGAAGUUUUCAAGGAUGGCUGGCACAUCACGGGAGACUUGGCUUUCAGAGAUGACGAGGGAAGGGUGGUCAUUGUCGACCGUCUGAAGCAGCUCAUCAAGUGCAUGGACAAGCAAGUUGUCCCCGCAGACCUCGAAUUGCCUCUCAGCAAAGACAGGGAUGUACUCAAGGCCCUAGUCGGAGGCGUCCCUCACGAAGUUUACGGCGAAGCUGCCGUAGCCUUUGUGGUUCCACGGAAGACCUCGGAUUUGCAGCAAUUACGCCAGAGAUUGCUGAAAGAGGUGGAAACGAAGUGUGCUUUCUAUAAGCGAUUGCACGGAGGACUGUUCUUCGUAGAGACGAUUCCCGAAGGCGCCGGCGGCAAGUUCUCCCGGAAAGAAAUUGUGCGGAGACAUCUGAAGAAAGAGAUAGAGUAUAUCGAAUAAAACUCAGAGAAGUCGAACCGACGCUGAUUCAGGUGGAGCCCCACCGACCGGAGGCGUAAUAUACGGGUAUCGGGCAUUGCCUUGGCUCUAUCGAGAAUUGAUCAUCUGAGGAAUAAAGAAAAUUCUGAUUGGGAG